Molecule: messenger RNA, 279 nt
Organism: Trichoderma aggressivum f. europaeum
Lineage: Eukaryota; Fungi; Ascomycota; Sordariomycetes; Hypocreales; Hypocreaceae
Exons: 1
Coding region: 1-279 (92 amino acids)
Source: RefSeq, a predicted model, not a curated record
AUGUGCUUCUGGGACACCUACCUCUACAUGUGCGGCUGCUACGACGUCAAGCUCAAGUCGCAGUGCCACGAAGCCCCCCAAGAAGGCCGCCAAGUCUGCACCGUCGGUCCCCAAGUCGUCAAGGGCUCGUGGUGCUAUGCCCAGCCAUUUCUCUGUGAUCGAUGCAGGCGCAUCGAAUACCAGUCGGGUCGUCCUGCUAGACGCUACGUCCCGUCCUGGAGCGAGAUUGCUCCUGGUGCCAAAGCUAGGGCCGAAGCCAAAGCAAGGUACUGGCAUUGA